UCUUCAGUGACACCGGAGGUGAGUCGUUCCAAACCUAACAUGAUUUAAGAACGGAGACGAAGAAGUAGAAGCAUUUAAAAUAAAUACAUAAAGCUGGCUCACACCUUUGCGUGUUCCGUUGAGCAUGUCUUCAUCCCCGAGGCCUCGAGUUGAAUAGUUGAGACGAAGGAAAAGCAUGGCCGAGCAGAGACUGCUGUUUAUGGAUAUUGAACAGAAGUCAAACAGCUCCGCUCCAGCUGAGAGACCCCUUUGGACUCGUAGUGACAACACCUUCAGAUUCGAGUUCCUCCCCGACAACCCUCCAGCACUUCAGGAGAAAACCUCACCGGGCAGCGCCCAGCCAGCACCCAGACAGAUAUCCUUUACCGGAGAGGGCUCUGCUUUUGCCUUCAACUUCCAAGUCCCUGGUGUCACACCGGAACAAGACAUGGAGACGGCAGGAAACCCAGACGCAUGCUCUCGGGGAAGCCAAGGUUGUAUCGGAGAGGAAAAGCCUUCCUCGCUGCAGGAGGUUAACUCUUCACCUGAGCUGUCGGUGCAAUCCAAAGUGAAGAAGAAGAAGAAGAAGAAAUCUGGUAAAACAAAAGUCCUAGAAAGCACUGAGGCACAACAGAAGCCAGCUGAGGGGAGUCAAGGAGGUGAAGAUACAGAGCUGAGUGCAGAAGAGCAGCUGAACAGACAGCUGGACUGGUGCAUUGAGCACCUGGAGAAGGGGAUGAGAUCCCAGAAGGGCACACCGAAACAGAAGGAAGAAGCAUCUCAUGCCCUGAAGACUCUGCGUAGCUCCAAAGCUCCCCUGGUCAAGAAGAGGCAGGUGAUGAGAGCCAUGACUGGAGAGUAUAGGAAAAAAAUGGAAGAAGAGAAGAACAAGCAGUUCAAGCUCAUUCAGAGUGAACUGGCAUCAGCUCAGGUCAAAGUUGUGUCAGAUUCCCCCAAGAGGUCUGUUUUCCACCAGAGAGCCAAAGUCAAAAGCCAGACCCCAGCCGCAGAGGACAGCCCGCAGCAAGCUGAAGCCCAGCAAACAGACCUGACAACUCAGACUCAGGAGAAGACGUCAGCUUUUGUCUUCACUCCAUCGAAGGAAGAGUUUCGCUUCAAUUUUCUCUGAUUUUUAGCCCUGAAGACAAACUUUUCACCGUAGCCAGGUUCUGUCAGACUGUGCCUGGGUCGUCUCGUCUGAGCCGGACAUUUUUUGUGGAACGCAAACAAUUGGAGAUAAUGGGAGGGAAAACAAUUUACAAUCAUACUUGCUAUUAUAUAAAACACUUGACUGAUUGCUGCCUGGACCUUAUUUCAAAAUAAAUAAUUUUGUAUUAUUA
This is a messenger RNA of Scophthalmus maximus (turbot), 1319 nucleotides long. It is a transcript of the gene c16h8orf33, whose product is annotated as chromosome 16 C8orf33 homolog. Bases 176 to 1108 code for a protein of 310 amino acids. The record is from RefSeq and is a predicted model, not a curated record. Lineage: Eukaryota; Metazoa; Chordata; Actinopteri; Pleuronectiformes; Scophthalmidae. The transcript has 5 exons.